CUAUUGAAAAAGUAAACUGCAUCAGUUACCUGGGAAUAAUGUUCAGAAUGGUACACAUCUUAGCCAGCCUAAUCAAGAAGAUUCUCUCCUGAGUGGCAUCAAACAACGCCUUCUUUCAUUCAUAUUCCAAGGAAUAUCAAAUGAAGAAAAAAACCCAGCCUUGAGAGCCCAGGGUUGAAGAAGAAGUUUUACUUUCGUUUUCAAGAUUAUGUGGACUUGAUUAUCUGGAAGGUACAAUUCUUGGACCGGCAGCACCUGCUGAUCAAGUUUGGUAGUGUGGAUGGAGGGGUGUCACGAAAUGCCGAUCAACACCCAGUUUUUUUUGCGGUAUAUAACAUGGAGACAACUGAAAUUGUUGCAUUUUAUCAGAAUUCUGCAGAGGAGCUUUAUCUCUUGUUUGAGCGUUUCUGUGACCACUUCCACACGGCAUCAAAAAAUUCUGUGUCUAUGAAUUUCAUAUCAUCUCACUCAAAUAACAUUCAUGCUCUGGAGCAAAUAAGAUCCGUAAAAAAUAAAGCAAGUUCACAGUUUAUGAAGAAGAUGCUGGGAUCUUUGCCUUACAGUUGUCAGUCACUGAGUCCUUCUCCCUACUUUGACCAAUCUCUCUUUCGGUUUGACGAAAAGCUGAUUUCUGCAAGCGACCGGCCUAGACAGUCAACAGACCAUCCCAUCAAGUUCAUUUUAAGAAGGCAACCAUGUUCCCUCAAAUUUAAGAUCAAACUAGGUCCUGAAGCAGGCAAUGCGGAUGGUCGGACAAAAAAGAUCGCAUCAUUCUUGUUCCAUCCAUUUUUACCUCUGGCACUCUCUGUUCAGCAGACUUUGUUCUUGCAGCCAUCAGUAGUGAAUAUUCAUUUCCGGGGAUGAAGUAAACAAGCCCUUGGGCCAGAUUGUAGAUUUGAUUGAGAAAAAAAGUGUAUAUUUAUUCGGAAAGGAUACAAAUGAUAUAUUUACACUUGAGGUAGGGAGUUGCAUGCUCCAACUCCAACCACUGUUCUGAAACAUCCACAA
Messenger RNA from Juglans microcarpa x Juglans regia, 1008 nucleotides. Its product is annotated as light-mediated development protein DET1-like. The coding region runs from base 337 to 864 and encodes 175 amino acids. Gene Ontology annotation, molecular function: ubiquitin-like ligase-substrate adaptor activity; ubiquitin protein ligase binding. The record is from RefSeq and is a predicted model, not a curated record. Gene Ontology annotation, cellular component: nucleus; cullin-RING ubiquitin ligase complex. The transcript is spliced from 8 exons. NCBI's taxonomy places the organism in Eukaryota, Viridiplantae, Streptophyta, Magnoliopsida, Fagales, Juglandaceae. Gene Ontology annotation, biological process: positive regulation of proteasomal ubiquitin-dependent protein catabolic process; protein ubiquitination.